This is a messenger RNA of Rotaria socialis, 2712 nucleotides long. The record is from the annotation of a GenBank genome assembly. NCBI's taxonomy places the organism in Eukaryota, Metazoa, Rotifera, Eurotatoria, Philodinida, Philodinidae.
AUGAUCAUCGGCGUCUUAUUACUGCUCCAAAUUCAUCAUAUAGAUGCUGCUUUCUCUCCUGAUCGGUCUAAUUACAAUGCAUAUGGGGUAAAAAUCGCUAUGAAUGAUAUAUUUCUUGUGCAAGCACAGAAUGCUCAAGUUCCGCCAAGUUUCUUUAUUCAAUUUGCACCAUACAACAAUACACAAAGUUUAUUGCAGUGUUCAAUUAAUUAUGAUAAUAUACAAAAUUAUGUUCACACAGUUGCUGUUGGAAAAAACCCGAAUCAAAAUCAAGUACAAUUUUUCUUUGCCGGUGAAGUACUAAAUACUGACAAUGGAACAUUUAUUGGCGUGGCAAAAUAUAAUCUAACGAGCAACGUUUCGAAUCCAUCGAACUUUUGUGUGUCAGGUUUCUCUUACUUUACUCAAUACCUAUCUAAUUAUGCACAUCAAGAAUACUAUAUCAUUGGAGUUGAACCGAAGGGUCUUCUUGUCUAUGGAUUUGCUAAUGAUUUUAUCUUCAUCUUUGAUUCUCAGAAUGUUUCAACUUUCGAAUCAUGGAAUAGCAGCUUAACAUGGCCAAACGUCUCAUUUACACCCCAUGCAGUUGACAUCAGUGACAAUUUUGGUGUUGUUGCUGGUUUCAUUAAAAAUGAUCCGAAUGGAAGAGUCAAAUUUAGUCCAAUCAUUUAUCUCCUUAAUUUCAAUUCAUCUAAUCAUCAUCCGAUUGUUGUUGAUCAACAUGUACCAUAUGCUACUCCAGGUACAUGGCAAGAUUUAUUAAUCAAUGACGAUGCAGAUAUUUAUUCAGCCAAAUACAGUAUGUCAAUCAGUAUCAAUAGUCGUGGUUAUGUUUUAGUUGGUAUGCAAUUCAUCAAUAGAGUUUUUUUAUUUUCGGUAAACAUCAAUAAUCCGAUAUCAUUAGUGAACAUUAGUAGAAACACGAAUGGUCGGUCAUUAGGAAAUGGAAAAAGUGUAGCUUGGUUAAAUAAUGAAAGUAUGGCCGCAAUACUUGUCAACACAUAUACAUUAGCGUAUCAGUGGGUGUCAUCUCAAAUUUAUCUAUAUGAUAUGACACUGAACAAUUAUAGUUCUGAUAGCACUCAACUCUCGAUUUUUCCUAAUUAUCAUCAGUCAUUACCUGCAGGAUUUAGUUCCAUAUUUUUAAAUAUCAUUUCGUCAUCAACAUCAUUAACUUUAAUGGAUGAUAUUGGAACUUUACUAAUAUUCAUUCCUACAGGACCAGGCCUAUUCCCAUUAAUGCCAGACACAGCAUCAAUACCAACUAUUACAUCUCCAAAAGCAUGUCUACCAGGUAUGUAUAAAAGUAAUUACGGUAUCAAUGAUUGCACGCUCUGUCCAGCUGGCACGAAAGCUUCUGUCAAUGGUUCAAUUAACUGUAUGGCAUGCGCGCCUGACUCAUUAUGUUCUCUUGGUUCAACAGGCGAAGUACCCAACUCUGAACUUCAAAAUCGUGACCAAGUAAUUGCUUAUCCAGAAUCACCUGAGAGUACCAUAUUUGAAGAGAUAUUAAUUCAUAAUAUGUUCUAUAUUGGAUCUGGCCGUUGUUUGGUUAUAUCACCCUUGUUUUGGUCAUUGCUCGUAACUGGCUUUGCUUUUCUCAUUAUGAUAAUUGUAGCAAUACUAAAUUUUUGUACCAUGAAUCCAGAAGGUACUCAAGUAAAGAAAAAAAUUCAGUAUACAUUCAAAAAAAUUGACAUGAUUCGAGAAGGUGAAUUAUGGGUGGGUGGUUUAGCAUCAUUGUCACUAAUAGUGAUGCUUAGCUUUGCUUAUGCAUUUAGUAAUGGCUACUUUAAGGAAUAUCCCAUUGAAUCAGUAUCUGGCUUCAAUCUUGCCUGUGAUACAUCAAUGCGUAAUGCUAAGUUUCAAACGGGUCUUCGAUCAUUGGGUAUAGCUCCUGACGAGGCCGAACAUGAAAUGUUUCAUUUGUUAGAUGGACAAAGCUUUACUCUCAAUGUUGCUUUUCUUAAUACAUUAAUUGCUUGUGAUGCCAUAUCGAUUCAAGCUCUAUUUGGUACAACUUGGUCGACAAUUCGUUGGUCCAAUUGUACAAAUAUAACUUCGGUUCUAUCCUUAUCGAUUUCGCUGCCUUCUCAACAAACAUCGAUUGAGAUCUCCAUUGCUGAUAUCGGUACCAUUGGAGCUUUGCGUAUAGGCUUAAGUGGUCCUACAAUGGAAAAAGAUUUAUAUUAUUUACGAGAACUGAACGCUUAUCGAUCUUUUUCACAGAACGGCAGUGCUCUAGCACAUACAUUGGCUGUGUCUCUAACAACAACAAAAGUUAUCAAUGAAACAGUACCGAUAGACGGCCAUGACUCAAAUUAUACCGGUAUCUAUGCUCUUACAUAUGGAGCUAAUUUGAAUAGUCUAUUUCUUUCACAAGCCGCGUAUUCUCAGUUAACAUCAACAGAGACAAUAUUGACUGUAGCGAUAGGUGAAUCAACCUAUUAUGUUAAAAACGUGCAAGAGCCAAUCGUUAAACGAGCUGAGCUAAUAUUUCAUAACCUGCUAUUUACUGUUGUUUGUUUUGAAAUAUUUGGUUUGCUAUUCGUAGUUUACAAAUUGAUAUUCGAACCAAUGUAUAAUUUAAUCGUUCGCAUGUAUUAUCGUCGACGUGAGCGAUAUCAAGCAAAUGAUCAAAAGAACAAUGAAGAACUCACAUCCAUCGAUCAUAGAUCAAAUGUUGAACCACCGAUGGUAUGCGCUUUCUAG